AUGGUCUUCGACCCUCACAAUGUCGACCUCACAACCGCCGACCCAACAGAAGUAGUCUGCUACCUCGAUCUCACAACAAAUGAUUACAACGGCCAGCUCGGCGCGCGUAUCUCCGCCAUCUUCGUCAUCGGCAUCGUCUCCUCAAUCGCAACAUUCUUCCCCGUCGUUGCUCAACGGGCUCCCCGCCUCCGCAUUCCGCUCUAUGUCUACCUCUUCGCCAAGUACUUCGGUGCAGGCGUCAUCAUCGCAACAGCUUUCAUCCAUCUUCUCGAUCCCGCAUACUCGGAGAUCGGCUCCGACAGCUGCGUGGGCAUGACAGGCCACUGGGCAGACUACUCCUGGUGCCCGGCAAUUGUCCUAACCAGUCUCAUGCUCAUUUUCCUGAUGGACUUCGGCGCAGAGCGCUACGUCGAGAAGAAAUACGGGCUCUGCCGCGAUGACCCGGAACCUAUCAUGACCUCUGGCGUGCAGAUUCAAAAUGAAACAGAGCUUUCGCACUCGCACUCGCACCCACAUCGCCACUCUAUCGAGCGUCCAGGUUCGCAGGAUAAGCAGAUGAAAGAGCUCGAGUCGCAAUCCACUGAUUCAGAGACCGGUGCCAUCGAGCGCUCCUUCAGACAGCAGAUCGCCGCCUUCCUGAUCCUGGAAUUCGGUGUCAUCUUCCACUCCGUUAUCAUUGGCUUGAACCUUGGCGUCACAGGCUCGGAGUUCGCAACCCUAUACCCCGUCCUCGUCUUCCACCAGUCCUUUGAAGGUCUAGGUAUUGGUGCCAGAAUGUCUUCCAUUCCCUUCAAAAAGGGUAGUUGGUUGCCCUGGGCCCUGUGCUCAGCUUACGGUCUCACAACGCCCAUCUCCAUCGCGAUUGGUCUGGGCGUACGGACAACCUACAACUCUGGCUCGUUCACUGCGAACGUCGUCUCUGGUGUUCUCGAUUCUGUCUCGGCCGGUAUUCUCAUCUACACUGGUCUUGUUGAGUUGCUUGCUCGGGACUUUUUGUUUGAUCCUCACCGUACCCAGGAUGAUAAGCGCCUUGCUUUCAUGGUUUGCUCUUUGUUCCUUGGUGCAGGUAUUAUGGCUUUGCUCGGAAAGUGGGCAUAA
This is a messenger RNA of Penicillium verhagenii, 1098 nucleotides long. RefSeq lists its product as uncharacterized. The record is from RefSeq and is a predicted model, not a curated record. The transcript has a single exon. Gene Ontology annotation, biological process: zinc ion import across plasma membrane. Lineage: Eukaryota; Fungi; Ascomycota; Eurotiomycetes; Eurotiales; Aspergillaceae. The coding region runs from base 1 to 1098 and encodes 365 amino acids. Gene Ontology annotation, cellular component: plasma membrane. Gene Ontology annotation, molecular function: high-affinity zinc transmembrane transporter activity.